This is a messenger RNA of Cooperia oncophora, 378 nucleotides long. NCBI's taxonomy places the organism in Eukaryota, Metazoa, Nematoda, Chromadorea, Rhabditida, Trichostrongylidae. The record is from the annotation of a GenBank genome assembly.
AUGUCGACUUUCAUGCCGUUGCCUCGGCUGUGCUUUUACGCAUUCACUGAGUCCAGAAGUUCUCAAUUUAUUGUAACGAGACAAUUCUUUAAAAUCGUUGGAAAUCGUGAUGGUCUUCCUGUUCCAAUAGACGACACUAUUCUCGCGCAGAUCACUGCUAUCCACUUCGAAAUCCUCAUCCGCGUCAUGAUGGUGAACGCGUUCGACGGCUGUGAGAAAUCGUUUCUCUCCGAGCGUGUGGGAAGCGGAAAGCAGAAGGUGUUUUCUGGGGUAAUCUACACUGAUUUAUUCUCUAGUGGAAACACACUCCCAGUAGUUCCUAAUGUUGAUCUGUAUAUGGGAGAAGAAGGCAUGGUGUUUAUGAACGAUGAACCAUGA